AAUCUGAAUCACAAAAAUCAUAAUUACUGCCCACUGCAUUGCAUUUGUGUUCCCUCUGUUUUCUCUUCUCUCUCCCUUUAUUCUCUGCCUCUGCCUCCAUUUUUAUUAUUUACUUUUUAAUCAUUUAUAUUUAAUUAGUGCUUCCGCCCUCCUCCAUUCUCUCUCGCUGCAUCACAUACAUCGUUUUCUCUCUCCCCUUUUUGACCUAAAUCCCUUUCUGCUAAUUCCGCGCAUUUUUCCGUCACGGAUUGCACACAAAUUGUGGUCAAUUGUCGAUCAAGAGGUUUCGAUUAACAUUGCUCGUGUUUUCGCUAUUAUUGCAAUUAGGAGUGUGGUGUUGAUUGUGAAGGUGCACUGCAUGUUCCGUUCUUGAGGAGAGGGGGUCCUCUGCUCCGAGGAUUCCCGUCGUUGGUUGUUCAGAUUCGUGCCUCUGUUCCAAGUUCGAGAGUUGCUCUGAAUUUUAGGGGUCGAAUUUCUGGGGGAAAUGUUUGCUUCAGUUGCGGAUACGGCAAGUGAGGGGAGUGGAGUUUUGAUUCCUCAGCGCUUUGUUUGGCCUUAUGGGGGAACCAGGGUGUUUCUUAGUGGUUCCUUCACGAGAUGGUCGGACCAUAUAGCUAUGUCUCCGAUGGAGGGAUGCCCUGCUGUGUUUCAAGUUGUCUGUAACUUAAUGCCGGGACAUCAUCAGUACAAAUUUAAUGUAGAUGGUGAAUGGCGGCAUGAUGAGCAGCAGCCAUCUGUAAGUGGGACCCAUGGAGUAGUCAAUACUAUGUGUUUAUUUAGAGAACCAGAUAUCUUACCUGCCUUAAAUACUGAAGCACCUGGUAGAUCCCACAUGGAGGUUGACAAUAUGGAAGCUAAUCCCAGGAUGCCUGUGUCUGAUCUGGAGGCCUCUCGCCACCGUAUAUCCGAAUUCCUAUCCACACAUACUGCAUAUGAUUUGCUUCCAGAGUCAGGGAAGAUCAUUGCCUUGGAUAUGAAUUUACCAGUUAAACAAGCAUUCCAUGUUCUAUAUGAACAGGGUGUAUCUAUGGCACCACUAUGGGAUUUUUGCAGGAGCCAGUUCGUUGGAGUCCUUAGUGCAAUGGACUUCAUUCUAAUAUUGAAAGAGCUGGGGAGUCAUGGUUCAAAUCUGACUCAAGAACAACUCGAGACUCAUACUAUCGCAGCCUGGAAAGAGGGAAAAUUACAACAAUACAGAACACUUGAUAGUAAUGGGGGAUCAUAUCCUUGGCGAUUUGUUCAUGCUGGACCCCAUGAAUGUCUAAAAGAUGUGGCUUUGAAGGUUUUGCAAAACAAGGUUUCAACCGUUCCUAUCAUCCAUUCUUCUUCAGAGGAUGGUUCAUUUCCUCAACUGCUACAUCUUGCAUCCCUAUCAGGAAUACUAAAAAGUAUAUGCAGGCAUUUUAAACAUUCCUUGAGUUCUUUGCCCAUUCUUCAACUUCCUGUGGGUUCAAUACCUUUGGGUACAUGGAUGCCUAAAGUUGGGGAUCCAAAUGGACGGCCACUAGCAAUGCUGAGCCCAAAUGCUUCUGUUGGUGCUGCUCUGUCUAUGUUUGUUCAAGCUGAUGUUAGCUCAAUACCGAUUGUGGAUGAUAAUGAUUCAUUGCUUGACAUGUAUUCAAGAAGUGAUAUUACUGCAUUGGCCAAAGAUAAAGCUUAUGCUCGGAUAUCUGUCGAUGAAAUUAGUAUUCAUCAGGCAUUGCUUUUGGGACAAGAUGCAAAUUCACCUUAUGGGCUUUAUCACGGCCACAGAUGUCACAUGUGUUUGAGAUCUGAUUCAUUGUACGAAGUGAUGGUGCGGUUGGCUAAUCCUGGGGUUAGGAGACUCGUGGUUGUGGAGGCUGGCAGCAAGCGUGUGGAAGGGAUAAUUUCUUUAAGUGACGUGUUCAGAUUCUUGUUAGGCUAGUUGGGAUUAUAUUAUAGCGGUGGUUGUUGCAUUGCAAGGGACUCGUUUGUUCUAUUUCUGACCUCCUUACUUUUCAGAGUCCUUGGUGCUUUUGCCCUCGUAUCAUAUGCUUUCUAGGAUACAGAGAAAAUUAUGUAAAUUGAGGAUCGUUUUUCUCCUUUAAACAUCUUUUAACCGAAUCGUUUUCUCCUGUGUGCCGGCACAUUUGCAAUUCAUGUGUCCAGUGCUAACAGAAAUCAAGGAGAAACCUUGGGUAAAAAAAAUAAAGAGUAGGAAAUGAUUAAAUAUAUAGCCCUGUACAGCACUAUGCUGUUGGUUGUAUCCUUGUAAUUUAAGGGUCUUCUUUUUCCAGACCAUUAUGACAUCAGAUUUCAGCUGACAAUCGGGAAUUCGUUCAUGAGUUCUGUGA
Molecule: messenger RNA, 2315 nt
Organism: Cajanus cajan (pigeon pea)
Lineage: Eukaryota; Viridiplantae; Streptophyta; Magnoliopsida; Fabales; Fabaceae
Product: sucrose nonfermenting 4-like protein
Source: RefSeq, a predicted model, not a curated record